This is a messenger RNA of Fundulus heteroclitus (mummichog), 1951 nucleotides long. Its product is annotated as immunoglobulin superfamily member 10. Gene Ontology annotation, cellular component: external side of plasma membrane. NCBI's taxonomy places the organism in Eukaryota, Metazoa, Chordata, Actinopteri, Cyprinodontiformes, Fundulidae. Gene Ontology annotation, biological process: immune response; negative regulation of T cell proliferation; T cell costimulation. The transcript has 7 exons. The coding region runs from base 48 to 1922 and encodes 624 amino acids. The record is from RefSeq and is a predicted model, not a curated record.
GAUUCUGUUAAACUCCGGUUAAACUCGCUGACUUCCUGCAGGAGGGAAUGGCUGCUUCUCUGACUGCUCUCCUCCUCUGGACUCUGAUGGUCUGCAGCUCCUUUAUGGUUGUUUGUGCUGAUCAGGGAAUCAUCAGAGCUGAAUCUGGAGAAACUGUCAUUCUGCCAUGUAGAGCUCCUGAGAACCAAACUGUUACAGCUGCAGAGUGGAGGAGAGCUGAUCUGGAUUUUAGUGAAUAUGUUAUUCUGUACCAGAACAAGAAGGUUGAUAAAGAGGCUUCGUGUCCAUCCUUUAAGGACCGGGUGGAUCUGCAGGACGUGGAGAAUGGAGACGCGUCUUUGGUUCUGCAAAAAGUGACGACUGCUGAUAGAGGAACAUAUCAGUGUUGGAUCGUUCAGGGAGGAAAUAGUCGCAGGAAGAGUUCCAUUCUGGACAUUGACCCAACCGUUAUCAUUAACCUGAUAGUCCAACCGGAUCGGAGAAUCAUCACAGCUGAACAUGGAGAGAACGUCAUUCUACCAUGUAGAGCUCCUAAGAACGAUCCUGAUGGAGACGUAGAGUGGAGCAGAACUGAUCUGGAGUCAGGUCAAUAUGUUCUUAUGUACAGGAACGGGAAGGUGUAUCAAGAGGUCCAGUCUCCAUCCUAUAGGAACCGGGUGGAUCUGCAGGACAUGAAGAAUGGAGACGUGUCUUUGGUUCUGAACAAAGUGACGACUGAUGAUACAGGAACAUAUGAGUGUCGAGUCGUUCAGAGAGGAAAGGGCUGCAGGAGGACAUCCAUUCUGGACACUGAUCCUCUCAGCAUCAUUAACCUGAGAGUUGAACCAGCACCGUCAUGGCCCACAGUUCUCCAGGUUCUCUUGGUUCUCGUGGUUCUGGCUCUGAUUGUUGCAGGUCUUUUAUAUCGUAAUCGGCUCUGUUUCAUGUCAGAAUACAACGUGGUGGUGGAUUCAGGGAAGGAGUCUGUCCUGCUGCCCUGCAGAACCAGACCAUUCCUGCCUGGAGAUGCUAGAGUGGAGUGGAAGGACAGCAGAGACAGGAAGGUCCAUGUGUACGAGAACGGUUCUGAUCAGCCUGAAGAACAGGACCAGUUCUACAGAACCAGAACCAAGAUGAAUGAAGACCUGCUGAGAACUGGAGACCUCAGUCUGACUCUGGAACACCCCACAGAUGGAGACACUAACAUCUACACCUGCAUCGUUUCCAGAGGGGAGGAGAACAUCCUGAUGGAGAAGGAAGUUCAUCUGAAGGUCAAAGUCCCACAGGUGGAGGUGGAUUCAGGGGAGGAGUCUGUCCUGCUGCCCUGGAGAACCACAGUUACCCUGCCUGGAGAUGCUAGAGUGGAGUGGAGGGACAGAGGAGACAGGAAGGUCCAUGUGUAUGAGAAUGGUUCUGAUCGUCCUGAAGAACAGGACCAGUUCUACAGAAACAGAACCAAGAUGAAUGAAGACCUGCUGAGAACUGGAGACCUCAGUCUGACUCUGGAACACCCCACAGAUGGAGACACUAACAUCUACACCUGCAUCAUCUCCAGAGGGAAGGGAGACAUCCUGAUGAAGAAACAAGUUGAUCUCAAUGUCAAAGUCCAACAGGUGUUGGAGGUGGAUUCAGGGGAGAAGUUUGUCCUGCUGCCCUGCAGAACCACAGUUACCGUGCCUGGAGAUGCUAGAGUGGAGUGGAGGGACAGGAGAAACAGGAGGGCCCAUGUGUAUGCGAACGGUUCUGAUCAUCCUGAAGAACUGGACAAGAGAUACAGAAACAGAACCAAGAUGAAGAAAGACCUGCUGAGAACUGGAGACCUCAGUCUGACUUUAAAACACCCCACAAAUAGAGACACUAACAUCUACACCUGCAUCCUCUUUAGUAGGGACGGAAACAUCCUGAUGAAGAAGCAAGUUAUUCUCCAGGUCAAAGGUCAGUGAUUUAAAUCUAUGGGUCAAAGGUCAAGGGU